GUGCAGUUACAAUGACAAUAAAAUAAUAACGUUAAUGAUGUAAUAAAUAUUAAAAAUUUCAUGUUUCGAUGGAUAGAACGUUUAUAAUUUAAUCAUGUUUGUUGACGUUUUUGGGAAAGUGUGUUCUGGCUUUCGUUUGUUUGGUUGACGAAAUAUUUCAUCUCCACACCGCACACACACACGCACACACUACACACUACACACACACACACACAUUCUUAUAAAUUGAUAAUCAGCUUUGACUUUUCAAUUAAUGAAAACUUCAGAAUAAAAACAGUUCAACAUUGAUACGUACAUCUCAGGAGUUAUGCAAAGUUAUUACCACUGAACUAGUAACAUCAACCACCAAAAUUAAAUACCAAAAAUAUCGAAUCUAAAUUAGCAAGAACCUUAACCAGCAAAAUUAAUCGGCAGUAUAGAUUGUUGAAACGCAACGACAACAAAACCACCAACGCCAACAGCCGAAAAAACUACGACAACACCACAAACAACGACAAAAUGGGAUCAUGUUGUUUUUGUGCUUGUAUCUUCAAAACCAUUCUCGGGUUACUGAAUAUGGUUCUCAUGGUGGCCGGUAUCCUGGUGGCUGGCGUGGGGGGUGCCUUCUACGGUAUGGCCGAGUCCAGUGCCGUUAAGGAAUUCAUCAGGAUCAUCGUCGUCCCUAUCAUAGAGUAUCAGUUCGGAAAGAAUUACAUAAUCGGUUCGGUGUCAGGCGACUUCAGAGAACUGAUCACUCCAGUUGCCUGGUUCCUCAUCAUCAUGGGUUGCAUCAUAGGCGCCAUCGCCAUUAUUGGAUAUCUGGGACUCAAUCUGAGUAUCAAUGCCUUCUUAAUUGCGUACGCAGCACUCAUCGGCACCAUCAUAGUCGUCCAAAUUGUUAUCUCAAUCCUCUUUUACACUGGCGGAUUAACAGGUCCGACGAACAACUUAGUGAAAAAGAUUUUGGUGAAACAUUACAAGGGACUCGAAGAUUUAGACGAUGGAAAUGGGACUAACGUGUAUGCUCUUACAUGGAACGUUAUCAUGAUGAAGCUCAACUGCUGCGGUGCCUCCAACUACAUGGACUUCCAGGACAAUCUUGAAGUUACCAAUAAGUGGCCACGGAAUAAAACCUUCUCCAUAAAAGUGCAAAACGAUGAAAAUUUUGAAAAUUUAACUUUUUUGGGUACGAAACAAAUGCCCCUCGCUUGUUGUAAAAACAUGGCAGAAUUCCCGAAAAUGUACUAUAACGACACGAAGUGUAUGGCCGACAACAGCACAAACAACAAUAACAAUCUGGGAUGCACAGAAGCGAUCAUGAAUGAGAUCAAGAAGUCGAAAAGUGAAUCGCUCACAAUAUUUCUGUUUGCUCUCUUCUUACAAAUAAUCCUGUUGAUUAUGGUCAUCGUCAUAAUCCAGGAGAACAAGAAUAAUAAGAGAAAUAAUAAUGAAAAUAAUAGUAAUGAUGAUGAAGCCGACGCCAGAUGCAUAGGCAUUUCAGCCAGGCUUGCACCGCCACUGAAAAAAGAGCCGAAGAGUGCGCGCUUCCUAGCCAUGUCUGCAGCCAGUACACGUAAAAAUAAUAUAACCGACUCAGAAACUGGUUUCGUGGCAAUUUUCAACCUGCCUAGCUAA
Molecule: messenger RNA, 1614 nt
Organism: Helobdella robusta
Lineage: Eukaryota; Metazoa; Annelida; Clitellata; Rhynchobdellida; Glossiphoniidae
Exons: 13
Coding region: 499-1614 (371 amino acids)
Cellular component (GO): membrane
Source: RefSeq, a predicted model, not a curated record